This is a messenger RNA of Quercus robur (English oak), 2562 nucleotides long. Its product is annotated as cation/H(+) antiporter 14-like. The transcript has 3 exons. Gene Ontology annotation, cellular component: membrane; endomembrane system. Gene Ontology annotation, biological process: regulation of pH; proton transmembrane transport. The record is from RefSeq and is a predicted model, not a curated record. Gene Ontology annotation, molecular function: antiporter activity. Bases 1 to 2562 code for a protein of 853 amino acids. Lineage: Eukaryota; Viridiplantae; Streptophyta; Magnoliopsida; Fagales; Fagaceae.
AUGGAAGAAGUAUCUAGAAAAAUUAAUGAUGAGCACUGGGGAGCCAAUGCUGUGCUUUCGACAAAGCUUGAGAUCUUCACAUAUGCUCAAUGCUAUGGUUUCCUCUCACACAAGGAUUGCUUAUCCUGCUACUCUGGGACCAGGACAAGGCUUCCUAAAUGCCUUCCUUCAAACUCGGCUUGCAUUUAUCUUGAUGGUUGUUUCUUUCGUUAUGAUACCUAUAACUUCUUCAAAGAGUCCCUCAAUGAAAAGCAUGACUACGUGAAGUGUAGCCUGCCCACAAAUGUUAGCAAAGAUGUGUACAUGGGAAAGGAGUUUCAAGAAAAAGUAUUUAAAGUUAUUGAAAAUGUGACUGACUUGGCAGUGUUGAACAAAGGUUUUGCAUUGUCAGGGGAAAGAGGUCUGGAGGCUGUUUAUGCAAUGGCGCAGUGUUGGAUGACAGAUUGCUUGGCUCUUCUUCACGCCGGCAUAAUAAUGGGUCCAACGUUACUAGGUCAAAGCAAGGUGUAUGUCGCAAAAUUAUUUCCUCCAGGAGCCAGAUUGGUACUUCUAACAUUUGCAGAGUUUGGCUUCAUGUUUCACGUCUUUCUAUUAGGAUUACAGAUUGAUACAAGCUUAGUAAAGAGCAUUGGAAGAAAAGUCGUGGUAAUCGCUCUAACAGGGACUAUUAUUCCCUUGGUAUUUGGAGUGGCAGCAUACAAGAUCGAAGAACAUGCUAACCCUUCAGAGCAUGCACUUGUACUUUUAAUCUUAAUUACUACAAAUGCUUUGACCCCUUUCAUUGACAUCACCGGCCUCCUUAAUGAAAUCAACAUUCUUAAUUCAGAAAUUGGCCGAUUUGCUUCCUCCAUGUCCUUGGUAAGUGAUGCAAGUGGUUGGCUUCUCGCAUUUAUUGUGAGAAAUAUUGGUGCAGCCCUGAAAUACUCCCCAACCGAACCUUUAUCAAUAAUAGCAACAGUGGUCGGUUAUUACUUCAUCUUAAUCUUCCUAAUGAGACCCCUAGUGAUAUGGAUUGACAGUUUCAUGCCAAAAAAUAGACCCAAUGAGGAAAAUCAUUUUAUAGCCAUCCUUUGUGUAGUUUUGGUGAAUGGAUUUUUUGCAGAGUAUAUUGGCGAACAUGCUCACUUUGGUACUUUUGUGCUUGGUUUGUCUUUGCCAAAUGGGCCAACAUUAGGCGCAACCAUGAUACAAAAGCUUGAGUCUCUUUGUACUGGGUUGCUACUUCCAAUCUACUGCAUUACUAGUGGGUUCAAAACGCAAUUCUCUUCCAUAGCAAACAUGUCUGCAGUAAAAACAGAGCUCAUCAUUUUUGCUGGUUACUUUGGCAAGUUCAUUGGCACCAUUUUGCCAUCAAUCUACUUUAAGAUCCCUUUUAAGGAAUCUUUGACACUGGCUCUCAUCAUGUGUUGCAAAGGCGUUAUGGAAAUCACUAUAUUUAGGGUGUGGCACGACAAUCAGUUCAUAACAACCCAAACAUAUACGCUUCUAAUUUUCAGCAUGAUUAUGGCAACAGGGUUGGCCACAAUUUUUAUCCGUCACCUUUAUGACCCUUCCACAAGAUACAUGGUUGACACAAGGAGGACAAUCACAAACUCAGCACAAAACUCUGGUCUCCGAAUGCUGGUCUGCAUCCAUUCAGAAGAGAAUGUAUCUUCAUUUACUAACCUCAUUGAAGUGUCCAACCCCACAAAAGAAAACCCUAUUUUUGUCUGUGUCCUUCAGCUCAUUGAGAUCACAGGACAGGCAGCAUCUAUCCUUGUAAAACUUGAUAAGCAAAACAACUUAUUAGCUUCUAAUCUAGAUUAUUCUGGACAAAUUAGCAAUGCCUUUGAUCAUUAUGAGAACUACAGUGAAGGGAGUGUUAAAAUACAAAACUUCAAAGCAAUUGCACCAUGUGCAAGCAUGCAUGAUGAUAUAUGUACUCUUGCAAUGGAUCAGAAAACAAGCAUCAUAAUUGUUCCCUUUCACAAAACAUGGGCAAUUGAUGGAACAGCCGAAGCAAACAUUCCUUUCCUUAGGACCAUAAACAAAAAUGUGCUUAAGAAGGCCCCUUGCUCCAUUGGAGUUCUUGUUAACCGAGGCGAAAUUGGUGGCAACUUGAGCAUUUUGACAGGUAAUUCAUCAUAUUUGAUUUCCAUGCUUUUCAUAGGUGGUGCUGAUGAUCGAGAGGCACUUGCGUAUAGCAUUCGCAUGGCCGGGCAUCCUAAUGUCAACCUAACAGUGGUUCAGCUUAUAGCGUCAAGUUACAACACAAUCAAUUAUCAAAAUAAUCUAGACAAGGAGGCGAUGGAUGAAUUAUGGGCUAGUAUAAAUGGAAAUCAGAAAAUAAAGCAUGAAAAGGAGACUGUGAGAGAUGGGGCAGAUACAACUCUUGUUAUACAGAAGAUGGCGAACAAUUUUGAUCUAGUUAUAGUGGGUAGAUACCAUGAACCACACUCUCCAGUUACAUUAGGCCUUAUAGAAUGGAGCGAAUGCCCUGAGCUUGGAGUACUUGGGGACGUGCUAGCCAGUUCAAGUUUUAGGUUUUCCGUUUUGGUGGUGCAACAUAACAGCCCAGAGUAA